This is a messenger RNA of Penicillium expansum, 750 nucleotides long. RefSeq lists its product as uncharacterized. The record is from RefSeq and is a predicted model, not a curated record. The transcript has a single exon. Gene Ontology annotation, molecular function: nucleic acid binding; RNA-DNA hybrid ribonuclease activity. Bases 1 to 750 code for a protein of 249 amino acids. Gene Ontology annotation, biological process: DNA replication, removal of RNA primer. Lineage: Eukaryota; Fungi; Ascomycota; Eurotiomycetes; Eurotiales; Aspergillaceae.
AUGGCCAACCAUCAAGUGAAUCCCGCGUAUUACUUCGAAGGCCACAUGCUUCGUCGUUUAUACACGGAGAUUAGAGUCGGCAGUGGGCGCGUUAUUCCCACAGAGUUCACUCCCCCGAGUCCAGAUGAUACACCACAGUCCUUGUUCCCACAUUGCCCCAAAGCCACCGCAACGGAUCGAGUCCAUCGCUUCAUCCGCCUCAAUCACGACAAGCGCUCGGCCGAGGAUGAAUUCCUCAUCUAUACAGGCGCCACGUGUCUGGACAACGGCAGAAUAAACGGCAGAGCGGGUUGUUCCUUUGUUUACAACAAUUCCACAUCUGGCUUCGCACGGCUUCCUCUCGAGUUCGAAGGCCCCACUGGUCAACAUCACACUAUGACCGUUGAUAGAGCACACAUUCGCGCCGCCAUUGCAGCACUGCGAUAUCGAGACUGGGCUGCGGAUGACUUCAGUCGUCUGAUCAUUGCGACAGACUCGGAAUACCUGGUGGAGGGCAUCACGAUCUUGAUAAGGGAAUGGCUACAUUCGAAUUGGAUGACGCACGCUGGGGAACCGGUCAGGAAUCGGGACCUUUGGGAGUGUCUUCUUGGGGAGGUGGAAAUAUGGGAGGAGAGGGGGAUGAGCGUUCAGUUCUGGCAGGUUCCUAAAGAAGCGAACACAAAGGCGGACCGUCAUGCUAGACGCGGUGCGUUCAUGGAAAGACAUCCUGAAUUUACCGAUAUUUCUGGUAUCAGCGAUGUUUCUGUCUAG